AUGAGCGCGGGUCUGGGGAAGGCGAGUAAGGGUAGCUUGCCGCCCGACCAGAACCAAAUCCGAGCGACGGCGCGUAGCGUAUCGCGCGCGCCCCAAAGAGCCAAUAGACCAUCACAGACGGGCUCCUAUGGGGCUAGUUUUCAGCCGGGGUUGUGGGAUAAGCGCAAUGAGUCACCGCGGCCUCGGCCUACAGCAGGAGAAGGAACGGGAGGCUACAAACCUCUGGAUCUCUACAUAACAUUUCAUGAACAGCUUGCACGUCGCGACGAUGUCAUGGAGCCGAUUGGUGACUCGAACUUAUGCAUGUACGCCCACCGCGUCCUCUGCUGGCAAACGCGCGCGCUUGUUCCAACUGUGACGGGUGCGGCGGUGUUAGGAGCGACGUUAAAGGCUCGGCUCGUUAAGCGACGUUGGUGUUCACAAAAUCAGUGGUACAUGCCACGGUUACCGAGUCCACACUUCAAGUUGAAAACGCUCGAGAACGACAUAAGACUUCAGGCCUGGUUUAAUACCAUACGACAUGGAGCUACGUCUAACAAGUCGGAUAUGCGCCUCGUUAAAGGCAAUUGA
Spodoptera exigua (beet armyworm) is the source of this 570-nucleotide messenger RNA. The record is from the annotation of a GenBank genome assembly. Lineage: Eukaryota; Metazoa; Arthropoda; Insecta; Lepidoptera; Noctuidae.